Messenger RNA from Rotaria sordida, 894 nucleotides. The record is from the annotation of a GenBank genome assembly. NCBI's taxonomy places the organism in Eukaryota, Metazoa, Rotifera, Eurotatoria, Philodinida, Philodinidae.
AUGAAUAUAAUUCGAUUAUUUUCAUUUCUAACAAUUUUUGGUUUACUAUUUUUUUCUACUACAGUCGUUUAUGGUACAGAAGAUCAAGUUGAAGGUGAUGUAGAAGUCGAAGAAGAAGAACAAGAACAAGAACCUGUUUUACGUUCAGAUGAAAUAAUAACACCAGCAAAUGACAUACUUGAAGGAAAAGAAGAUGAAGAUCCAAAUCGUAUACCAUCAUCACCAGACUUUCAAACAGUUUAUGUUUUUAUUCAACCAGCAAAAGCAAAUGAAUUAAUUGCCGGUAAAUUAACUCGUCUACUUGUUGGUACACGUAAUAAUGGUACACAAAAUUUUAUUAUUGAAUCGAUUGAUGGUUCAUUACGUUAUCCGCAAGAUUAUAGUUAUUAUAUUCAAAAUUUUACUUUAUUACGAUCGGACAAAGUUCUUGAACCUAGUUUAGAAUCAACAUUUGAAUAUUUAUUUAUGCCAAGUGAAACAUUUAAUGGACGACCAAUGGGUUUAGUUGUUUUAGUUAAUUAUCGAAAUAGUGAAGGAAAACGUUUUCAAAAUGUAGUUUUCAAUCAAACAAUUAAUUUAACCGAUGCUGAUGAAGGAUUUGAUGGAGAAACAUUCUUUCUCUAUGUAUUUCUUGGUGCAAUUUUAGUUUUAUUAGGAUUUUUGGCUUAUCAAUAUUUACUUUCAAAUCGUAUGAAACGAGCCGGUGGUAAACAAGGUUCACAAAAUUUUCUUGGUAAUCCACAAGCUAAAGGUAGUUAUGAUGUCGAUUGGAUUCCAAAACAUCAUCUUAUUCAAAAUCGUUCACCACGAAAAAGUCCAAGUCAACGAAAAUCUCGACAAACAAAUAGUGAUGCAACUAGUACAGGAGCUGUAUCAAGUGAAAAUGAUGAAUAA